GGCAACAUCUGACUGGGGUAAUGUGACUGGCAGAUGGGGACGAGCUGGGUGGGGUGUGUGGGGGUCAGUGCGUGGAGGUAGUAGGCUGAGGAGCUUCGCACCACACCGAGGUGCCUCAACUGACCCUCGUCUGCUCUCUGAUAUCCGACCGAACAGAAGAACCAGACUUCACCACAACCACAGCUCAGCUUGUAAAACCUGAAAGAGCCAUGACAGGGAGCAGGAGGAGGAGGGCGGCUCAGCAGGAGAAACAGGCCACAAAAAGGACAUGAAUUUGCCUCCAACGUUCAGAGAACGUUUACACACUGAGAUUUUAUGGGUCUGAAACAUCUCAACCAAGCCUCAAAUAGCAAAAACUGAAGGUCUUUUUCUCUGUCCACAUCCAGAAAGCAGAGACUGUCAGUUUCCUGAAGGCUGGCAGAGACGAUUGUUCACGAGCUGCUUCUGCUGGACAACAAGCUUGUGAAGCUGCACUCGCUUUGUGGAUCAUUACCUUCUAUAAACCUGAAAUUAAAGACAUCACAAAGACAGACAGCAUAUAUGAUUGUGUUACAGAUAAAGAGACACAACCCAAACAUCCUUCAGCUUUAAUCCUGGGACUGUCUGGGACUCCAGAAGCUGGAAUAACAAAUAUUCUGCACAAACAAAACUGUGUUUCAGAGGAACGUCUGUUGGAAGUUGUUUGAAUGUUUGGAAUAAAACCAGAGCGAGACACAAUGAUGAAUCACCUCCAUGCCGGUCUGAGCUCGGAAACGACGGAGAAGGCUCGCUUAGAGCUGAAUGAAAACCCGGAUACGCUGCACCAGGACAUCCAGCACGUGCGGGACAUGAUUGUGACGCGACCGGACAUCGGUUUCCUGCGAACGGAUGACGACUUCAUCCUUCGCUUCCUUAGAGCCAGAAAGUUCGACCAGGUGGAGACCUUCAGGCUGCUGGCUCAGUACUUCCAGUUCCGACAGCAGAACCUCGACAUGUUCCAGAGCUUCAAGGUGGACGACCCCGGCAUCAAGAGAGCGCUGAUGGAUGGUUUCCCGGGUGUGCUGGAAACUCCAGACCAACAUGGCAGAAAAAUCCUCAUUCUGUUCGCUUCUAACUGGGACCAGAGCAGGAACUCAUUCAUAGACAUCCUGCGGGCUAUCCUGCUCUCUCUGGAGGUUCUGAUAGAAAAGCCAGAGCUCCAAAUCAACGGCUUCAUCCUCAUCAUCGACUGGAGCAACUUCUCCUUCAAACAGGCCUCCAAGCUCACACCCAACAUCCUCAAACUGGCCAUCGAGGGUCUUCAGGACAGUUUCCCGGCUCGGUUCGGAGGAAUCCACUUUGUGAACCAGCCCUGGUACAUUCAUGCCAUGUACACCAUCAUCAAGCCGUUCCUGAAAGACAAGACCAGGAAAAGGAUCUUUCUCCAUGGAAACAACCUGAACUCGCUCCACCAGCUUAUCCAGCCGGAGUGUUUGCCGUCGGAGUUCGGUGGGACGCUGCCACCGUACGAUAUGGGCAUCUGGGCGCGAACGCUGCUAGGACCAGACUACAACGAUGAGACGGAGUACACGCUGACGUAUGACGCCCUGCACGUCAGGGAGAACUGUGGAGGAGGAGGAGACAAGGACAUGAUGAAGAGGUCUCAGUCGACAGUGGAAGCAGGAACUCUCCGGCAGACGGACAGAGAGACCAGCACGCCGCUGCUGGCCCUGGACUGAACCCACACAAGAACAUGCAAAGAUUUAUUUAAACACACACAGGCAGCAACAGCUGAGUAUUAACUGGUAGAAU
Molecule: messenger RNA, 1770 nt
Organism: Melanotaenia boesemani (Boeseman's rainbowfish)
Lineage: Eukaryota; Metazoa; Chordata; Actinopteri; Atheriniformes; Melanotaeniidae
Product: clavesin-1-like
Exons: 8
Coding region: 687-1697 (336 amino acids)
Cellular component (GO): membrane
Molecular function (GO): phosphatidylinositol bisphosphate binding
Source: RefSeq, a predicted model, not a curated record